Molecule: messenger RNA, 1380 nt
Organism: Carassius gibelio (silver crucian carp)
Lineage: Eukaryota; Metazoa; Chordata; Actinopteri; Cypriniformes; Cyprinidae
Gene: atp6v1d
Product: ATPase H+ transporting V1 subunit D
Exons: 9
Coding region: 195-941 (248 amino acids)
Cellular component (GO): proton-transporting V-type ATPase complex
Molecular function (GO): proton-transporting ATPase activity, rotational mechanism
Source: RefSeq, a predicted model, not a curated record
CGUUCAGGAUGAAUCACAUGACCUCCACUCAGCUGAUCAAAUCCUGCGUCUUAUAGCUAGGGUCACAGCAAUGCUAUUAUAGUCGUUUAAUUGUAAUAUUACAUAAACUGACACUAUAUUUAGACUAUUGAUUUGUCGAUUUCAACAGAAAAGCGUCUCAGUAGUUUGAUACAGUGUUUCAAUAAAGAAGAAAGAUGUCCGGAAAAGAUCGGAUCGACAUUUUUCCCUCUAGAAUGGCUCAGACCAUUAUGAAAGCUCGACUGAAAGGAGCUCAAACUGGCCGGAGUCUGCUGAAGAAGAAAGCUGAUGCUCUGUCCAUGCGAUUUCGGCAGAUUCUUCGAAAAAUCAUCGAGACUAAGACGCUGAUGGGAGAGGUGAUGAGAGAAGCCGCCUUUUCCUUAGCUGAGGCCAAAUUUGCAGCUGGUGACUUCAGUGCUACGGUCAUUCAGAAUGUGAACAAGGCCCAGGUGAAGGUCAGAGCCAAAAAGGACAAUGUUGCAGGAGUCACUCUGCCGGUGUUUGAGCAUUACCAGGAGGGAGGAGACAGUUAUGAGCUCACUGGUCUGGCCCGAGGUGGAGAGCAGCUGUCUCGACUCAAGAGGAACUAUGCCAAAGCAGUCGAGCUUCUUGUGGAGCUGGCCUCACUGCAGACCUCUUUUGUGACGCUGGACGAGGCCAUCAAGGUCACAAACCGCCGUGUGAACGCCAUCGAGCACGUGAUUAUUCCCAGGAUCGAGCGCACGCUCACGUACAUCAUCACUGAGCUGGAUGAGCGGGAGCGAGAGGAGUUCUACAGGCUCAAAAAGAUCCAGGAGAAGAAGAAGCAGCACCGUGAGAGGACGGAGAAGGAGAUCGCGCAGCGUUUGGCGGCGCUGGGGCCGAUCGCAGAGCCCUCGAACAUGCUGAACGAAGAGGCCGACGAGGACCUGCUGUUCGAAUGAAACACCUCUUAUUUAUUAUUCUUUGUGUCCGUGAGGCCGAGCUUUACAUCUUGUUUUGAUUGUGUGUUGGUGCCGUGUCACAUUUCUUGUGUAGGAUGAAUAGAACAUGUAUCCAAGUCGCUGUAAAAAAUAGUGUUUGUGCAAAAACUGCAAGGAUUUUUAAGUUUGAACAAAAAGGAAAUCCUUUUAAAAUGGUUCAGAUGAACUCAAAUGAUAAUUCCACGCUCUCGUCUUAUUGCAUGCGUGUUAAACCGGUGUAACCUUCCCCGUGAGCUAGUGUGUGAUACCUGAGAAUAUUCUGUGACGUACUGUACUUCUCUUUGAGUUUUUGCUGAAACACUUCAGCCCAGAUUCUUCCUCAUGUUUGUUCUCAGUGCAAAGGUGUACUCCAAAUUCACAGGAAGUGAAAUCUAAUUUCAAUAAAUGUUGAAAAUGGUCA